Messenger RNA from Durusdinium trenchii, 1665 nucleotides. NCBI's taxonomy places the organism in Eukaryota, Dinophyceae, Suessiales, Symbiodiniaceae. The record is from the annotation of a GenBank genome assembly.
AUGUGGAAUGGGGACACGCUUCAAAACUACUUGAGCUUCCUCAAGGUUGAAAUCAAAAGGAAGCGCCAAUCCCUCGGAAUACCUUUUGAAAGCAAAGGAUUGGUCAUUUGCGAUGCAGCCACUGUGCAUAGCACCGGAGUGUAUGACCAGAUCAGAGCCAGAUUUGAGCUCGAGGCGAAUGUCAUCCUCUUGCACGGGGGCCGUUCAUCUCUACAUGACCACGGCAUCCAGAUCGUUGGAGGAUGGGGCGCAUGUGGUGCGCCAAAUGAUGCGUGGCACCAAUUUUUCCACUACAUGCGAAGGGCAUGGAUGCGAAUGGCCACGGGGAUGAGUGCAAGCGUGAAGCUCCGCACUGCGUAUCAAGACAUGGGCAUCUCCAUUGAUGGCAAUUCCCGCUUUACGCUGAGUGUUGAAGGGUCCCUCAUGGCCGACGCGUGGGCACUGCAACAGAUCGGAAACUACAAGAACGGGAAGAUCUUGCUUUGGUCAUGGAUUAGCAGAGGGCUGAUUAGCAUGGAGCAACUAGCAUCCUGGCAUUUCAACCAGAACCUUGAAGAAGCGCAACAGUUCUUGGAGUCAGCCUCUGGCGAACUGCGAAAGCUUGCUGAUUUGGACGAGUUGCCGGAGCCACACGAGCCUGGAGACGCGAGCGGGGUGGCAAAAGCAGAGACCACAGUGAUGUCUGGUGAAGUCACUUCCCUUUGGUCCAUCACUGAUCCAGAGAACCCGCAAGCUGCUCCGAUUGUUUUACCCCAAUGGUUCGUGGGGCCAAUCGACAAGGCGAUUCUGAUCUGGAAACAGGAAUCAGCCAUUUGGAAGCAGCGCAAGGAGAAGCGAUUGGAGCAGGGGCAUGAUCAAUUGACUCCUAAAAUGCAAGAAGCUUAUGAGCAGUGGAUGUCAGACACAGCUAGAAGUAUCAUCCUCAACAAGAAGACGAAAACACAGGUGAAAAAUUUCACCAGCAAAAGUCGACACCAACUGAAAAAGACAUGCCUGCUCCUUGUCAUACAAAUGGCCGAUAAGGCAGAGAACCUCAUGAUUAGCGCUGGCGCUGGGAAGAUAUGGCGCCUGGCUUUGAUACAAGGUCAACUCCCUCCGACUGACGCUGUUCCUGCAGAGGUUGAUCAUUUUAGUGGAGAUCUUCCACAACAGCCCGAGAUGCUGGGAGACGCCGAAUAUGAUGACAAUGCAGCGACUGCAGAAGACGUUGAACUGCAACAAGCUGACCAGAACAUGGUUGGUUGCAGCGAGGAUGAGGGAGAGAAUCUUCACCCCGACAUGGUACAGUAUAUGUUCGUGGACACAGACUCCGACAGUGAGGGUGAAGCAUGCGAUCCAAUUUUUGCCAAAGCCAAGCGUGUUAGAGUCUUGGAGAGUCAGCCAGAAUAUCAGCGCCUCAAAGACCUUGGCCUUGCCACCCGGCCUCAUGGUUGCAGCCUUGGAUGCCACCCAGCAGCUCGUGUUUACCGAGCGCAAAGUGCCUGUUCCGCACAUUUCUCACGAAGUUGGGGUUCCGAUGGCAGAAAUGCGUGGCAGGCGCUUCUUCGCGUGGUGGAGUUGAUGCUUGAGUCCCACAUCAAGGUCAACGCCAGUGACAGGCUGGCCAGGAAGCAGCUGGGCAAGAUCCAGGGUUUGCGAGCAGCUGAGCCGCCUCACAAGGAUUAG